AUGGAAAGUGUGGAGGAAUCGCUACUGCAGCUGCAGCGCCUCAUUGCCGAUGCGCGACGGGCGGAUGCCAACGGCGGCGGCAGCAGCAGCAUGGGCACCGGUAAUGGCACCUCAUCUAAUGAGUGCGUCAGCAUUGAGGAAAUGCAGCGGCGCUUUGCCGGGCUCGAGGAAGAGUUAUUCCGCGAGCGGCGGCUGCAGCAGCAGGCGCGUGAGCUGCACCAGCGAGCGGAGUGGCGGCGGCGGCGGCGGCGUCCGUUGCAGCAGCAGCAGGAAGAAGAGGAAGUCGAGCAGUGGGGGGAUAGAAAUGUGUCCGUUGAAGAAGGCGCAAGUCCUUCGCCGCAGCCGCCGCAUUAUGAAUCAUCGUGCUUGACGGCAGAAGGCGAGGAUGUCUCGGGCUGCACUCUGAAUACAGCAGAAGAAGUGGGAGUGAGUUGCCAAAUCCCUCAGUAUCCGUUGAGCUCUCCGGGCAGCACCAUUGCCCCGCGGCAGCGCAGUUCAACAUGUGAGGGCCGACGCCACACGGCGCGAGGCGGCAACAGCGAUGGUGACGGAGCGGAGGGGGAAGGAGAGGCUGGGGGGGCGCCGUGCCGCACGCGUAUAGCAUCACGCGUUGCGGACCCCGGCGUGCAGCAUCUGCUUGUCGACAUCACGGACGGCACGGCACGGCGGGGGGACGACAGCUGCGACACUACCCCGUCGUACUCCUUCGCGCAGUCAUACGCGGGUGACGAGCGUCACCGCCUCCUCUUCAUUAUUGACCAGCUUUCCCACGUGCUGCGGGAGGAGAGGCGGCAGAAGGAGGCGCUGCUGCAGCACGUUGUGCCGGUUCUGGUUCGGCACAUUGAGGCACUCGAGCGGGAUGCGGCGCUGCGGCAGCGUGAAGUCACUGCGCUUAAGCGAGAGGUGGCGCUGCAGGUGGAGCUGACACGUAUGCUGCAGUUGUCGAGUGAUGAUGAUGAUGAUGAUGAUGCUAACGGUGGUGAUGGCGAUGACGCUAACAUCGAAGAGAGACGCGGAAUAGAGAGGGGGCGGCUGCGGCAGCUACUCCUAGAGUGCGAGAGACAGCUUCAGCGGCUUGCGGAGCACAACAAGAAGGGGGGGAUGAUAUAG
Trypanosoma grayi is the source of this 1110-nucleotide messenger RNA. RefSeq lists its product as hypothetical. Bases 1 to 1110 code for a protein of 369 amino acids. The transcript has a single exon. NCBI's taxonomy places the organism in Eukaryota, Euglenozoa, Kinetoplastea, Trypanosomatida, Trypanosomatidae. The record is from RefSeq and is a predicted model, not a curated record.